Messenger RNA from Encephalitozoon hellem ATCC 50504, 249 nucleotides. RefSeq lists its product as uncharacterized. The record is from RefSeq and is a predicted model, not a curated record. The coding region runs from base 1 to 249 and encodes 82 amino acids. The transcript has a single exon. Lineage: Eukaryota; Fungi; Microsporidia; Unikaryonidae.
AUGGCUUGCUACAAAAUCCAAAGAGAUGACUACGGGAGGUAUGUGGACGAAACACCGUUCUUGGCAUACACAUCCAUGACGCUUAUUAUGACCAUCAUUUCUGUCUUUUCGAUGCCAUCGCUGUUCAUAUACAGCUUUAUUCCGAUGUUCAUGGCUGUAGCCAUUAGAUCCCCAGCCCAGGGCCGCGCUGUGCUUCUUGUGAUAGGAUGUAUGCUGGGCCUAAUGGUACCGGCUUAUUUGAAAAAGUGA